UCGGUUAUUACUAGAGAGCUCCAGCGAUUGAGUUCUGAGGCCGAGAAUUUCAAAAUAAUGGGAGAAUCUGCAAAAGCAGAAGUUCUGAGAACCAUGUCCGAGAUUGAACAGACAAAAACCAUGAUAAGAACUGCUGAAAUCAGAUUGGUUGCAGCCAGAAAAAUGAAAGAAGCUGCUAGAGCUGCAGAAGCUUUUGCCCUUGUAGAAAUUAAUGCAUUAUCUAAUCAUGAAAAUGAGAGUUUACCUGGAAAUCAGAUUACUCUUUCAUUUGAAGAGUAUACCGCUCUGACAUGCAAAGCCCAUGAUGCAGAGGAACAAUCUAGGAAGAGAGUUGCAAAUGCAAUGCUUGAAGUUGAUGAAACAAAUUUGUCAAACAUGGACAUUUUGAAAAGGGUAGAAGAAGCUACAGAGGAAGUUAAAACCAGCAAGAAGGCCCUUGAAGAAGCUCUGGAAAGGGUAGAAGCUGCAAAUAGAGACAAGGUAGAGGUUGAAGAGGCUUUAAGGAAUUGGCGCUCGGAGGGUCACAAAAGACGCUCUAUACAAAACCCCACCAAGUUCAAAACCUCUUGUUCCUCUCAUCAUUGGAGAGAUCCUCGGUUACUAGAUGUUAAUGGAUUAAAUCUGGUAAAUGAUGAAGCAAAGCCCGUUCUAAAGUCAACCCUAUCAAUAGGACAAAUACUUAGCAGAAAGCUGCUUCAACCACAAGAGUGUGAAGCUGGAGAAAGAAUCUCAAUGAAACAGAAUGUGUCUCUGGGUCAGAUGCUUGGUAAACAAAACAUUGAUCCACCAAUUGACAGACAAAUUGAGAAAGGAACUAGCCGUAAGCUGUUUUCUACCAAGAGAAAUAAAUUUGGAUUUGCACGUUUCUCUCAUAUUUUGUCAAAACAGCAGAAGAAUAAGAAGAAGCCAACCCUGAAUUUGAGGUGAUGCAUUGUUUGAACUAUUUGCUCAAUCUAGCAGUGCCAAAAGCUAGACUAUAGUUGCAUCUUUUUUAUCAGUGCUUGUCUGAUUCUGUUGUUAUUAUGGUUGCUUGUAUUUUAUCAGUGUUUUUUUAAGGUUGCUAUCCUGCUUGUAUAAUGUAUAUUGACUUAUUAUGCUAGUUGUAGAGAUGAUUCGUAUAUGAAUUCAUAACCUCU
Vigna umbellata (rice bean) is the source of this 1136-nucleotide messenger RNA. NCBI's taxonomy places the organism in Eukaryota, Viridiplantae, Streptophyta, Magnoliopsida, Fabales, Fabaceae. The record is from RefSeq and is a predicted model, not a curated record.